Passer domesticus (house sparrow) is the source of this 1626-nucleotide messenger RNA. RefSeq names its product sulfotransferase 6B1-like. The record is from RefSeq and is a predicted model, not a curated record. Gene Ontology annotation, biological process: sulfation. Gene Ontology annotation, cellular component: cytoplasm. NCBI's taxonomy places the organism in Eukaryota, Metazoa, Chordata, Aves, Passeriformes, Passeridae. Gene Ontology annotation, molecular function: sulfotransferase activity. The coding region runs from base 90 to 947 and encodes 285 amino acids. The transcript is spliced from 6 exons.
CACUUCCAGCCACCUGACUAAGAAGUGACAUUUAAAUCUUUCUCCUGUCCCUGUUAUCUGAUUUGCAGGAAUCCAAGACUUAAGCAACCAUGUCCAGCUCCAGCGAGGUAGAGCUCCUACACACAUUUAAGGGGAUUCCCUUUACCACCAGGUCUUCUCCAGAACUUUUAAAAUCCUUGGAUAGUUUUGAUGCUAGAGAAGAUGAUGUUCUUUUGGUUUCCUAUCCCAAAUCUGGCACUCACUGGCUUGCAGGAGUUAUAACAAAGCUUUACAAUACUCAAGUCACAAUAACAUCUCCCAUUGAAUUUGGAGACAUUUCCCGACUGGAGGAGCUGGAUAAACUCUCAUCAAAGAGAAUCAUCCCAACACACUUAGACUACAACAUGUUGCCUCCAAAUUUUAAGAAUAAGAAAUGCAAGAUGAUCUACAUCAGCAGAAAUCCAAAAGACACUGCAGUUUCCAUGUUUCAUUACUACAGAGAUAACCCAAACCUUCCCACUGUAGACAGCUGGACUGCUUUCUUUGACAUGUUCUUAAAAGGCAAUGUUGUCUGUGGAUCCUGGUUUGAUCAUUUCCUAAGCUGGGAAGAACAUGAAGAUGAGAAAAACAUCCUCUUUUUGUUCUAUGAAGACAUGAAGAAGGAUCUCCCUAAGGUUGUAAAGGAAAUUACGAUGUUCCUGAAUUUAAAUGUCAGUGACAAUGAUAUCCAAGACAUCUGCAAGAAGUCCUCAUUCUCAGAGAUGAAGAAUGACACAGAAAAGGAGAACAGCGAUCCCAGUCACACCGUGUGUGCUCUGACAUCCAACAGGAAGCUGAUUUUCCGAAAAGGUGCUGUUGGUGAUUGGAAGAACUACUUCACUCCAAAGCAGAAUAUUAGGUUUCAGGAGAUAUUUAAUGAGAAAAUGAAACUCAGCAAAAUGGCAGAUAGUUUCAUCUAUGAGUGCUGAGUCUCUGUGAAGAACAAUAUCCAGUUAUCAACAAGCAUGCACAGACCAGUUGGUGGGAAGUUCUGAAUGGAUGCUCCCAUCAGUUUAUAAUGCUUCCAAGAGGAAGGAUUAUAAACAUGGGUUCUUGAGAACAGGAAAGUUCUGACCCAGUGCCAGAGCUCAACUAACUUCUCAGAGGGCAGGUGUACAUGGUUUCACAGAGUCAGGUGUCAGACCUUGGCUUGACAACCAAAUCUACUUCAUCAUUUAUUUAUUUUCUUUGCUCCAAGGGGAUAUGAACAGACUUCAUAAACCUGAAUAAGGAAUUUACCCAAGAUAAUAUGAAGAGAAAAACAAAAAAGAAACUUGCAAGGAACUGAAUGUAUAAGAAAUCUAAAAACAUGUCAUAAGAAAAUUACCAAAAAUUUGAUCCCAGACUUGUUCCUCCUGUGAUACACCAUGAUUCGGAAGUGCCUAUCUUAUUGGACAUUGCUAUUGAUAAUUAAGUUGAAAACUGCAGCAUUUGAAGAUCUGAAGUCUCUUUACAAACGUGUUUCCUUUUUUUUUUCUUUUCUUUUCUAACAGUGUCUAGUUCUUUGAUGUAACUUAUUUCUGGAUUAGGUACCAGAGUCUUUGUGUUUUAAAUGCAACUGAUACAAAUCCAAAUAAACUUCAGCACCACAUGUUGAGCAACCGUAAA